Molecule: messenger RNA, 2062 nt
Organism: Raphanus sativus (radish)
Lineage: Eukaryota; Viridiplantae; Streptophyta; Magnoliopsida; Brassicales; Brassicaceae
Product: putative UDP-glucuronate:xylan alpha-glucuronosyltransferase 5
Biological process (GO): xylan biosynthetic process
Molecular function (GO): glycosyltransferase activity
Source: RefSeq, a predicted model, not a curated record
AAUUGACUUUCAUGCAUCUUAAAGCUCGUGCUGACAACCUCACAGCCAAGAUAUCGCACAUUUACCUGUAUUACUGUAUAUACACUUUUCAUAUACUUACAUGUAUCUCUCAGAUUAUUAGUAUAUAAAUGCAUGUUUUAAUGUUUUAAGAGCAUAUAGAGUGUAAGGGGAAAAAAUGGGGUUAAAAAUCAAAAAUAAGAGUAGGAGGAUCUUGAUGUUUUAUCUAACCCUAAUGUCCUUUUCGUUUUUGGGUUUGGUAGUAACGUUUAAACCUUUGUUCCUUCUCAACCCCAUGAUCAGUUCUCCAUCGAUAGUUGAGAUUCGUUACUCUUUACCAACGCAAGUUAACCGGAUCCCGAGAUGGUUCCAACUAAUCAAGAACCAUCUUCCGGAGAAAAAGAUCAGAGUUGGUCUUCUCAAUAUCGAAGAAAACGAGCGUGAGAGGUACGAGGCAACGGGGACGUCGAUCUUGGAGAACGUCCACGUGACGCUAGAUCCUCUUCCGAAGAAUCUGACGUGGGAGAGUUUAUUUCCUGUGUGGAUCGACGAGGAGCACAAAUGGCACGCGCCAAAGUGUCCAGAGGUCCCUCUCCCUCGUAUGGAAGGUUCUGAUGCUGACGUGGACGUCGUCGUAGUAAAAGUGCCGUGCGAUGGGGUUUCGGAGGAUAAAGGGUUGAGAGACGUUUUCCGGCUACAGGUGAAUCUGGCAGCAGCGAAGCUGGCCGUGGAGAGUGAGCGGAGGCACGUUGACCGGACGGUGUACGUUGUCUUUAUCGGGUCAUGUGGACCCAUGCAUGAGAUCUUUAGGUGUGAUGAGCGCGUAAGGCGCGUAGGGCAAUACUGGUUGUAUAGACCUAAUCUAGAGAAGUUGAAGCAAAAGCUUGCCAUGCCUGUUGGUUCUUGUCAGAUUGCAACGCAGCUUGCUCAAUUAGAUCAAGAAGCAUGGAGACAAGAGAAGAACGAAACUCUCACAUCAACAACCGCAUUAUCAUCAUCAUCUGGUGCCCAACGUGUCGGCUACGUGACGUUACUCCACUCAUCCGAGGUCUACGUAUGCGGGGCAAUAGCCUUAGCACAAAGCAUAAGACAAUCUGGCUCAACGCAUGACAUGAUACUCCUCCACGACGACUCCAUAACCAACACAUCUCGUAUUGGCCUUAGCCGUGCCGGCUGGAAACUACGGCAAGUCAAGAGAAUCCGUAGCCCUUUCUCCAAGAAGGGUUCUUACAACGAGUGGAACUACAGUAAGUUACGUGUGUGGCAAGUAACAGAUUACGAUAAGUUAGUGUUUAUAGACGCAGAUUUCAUCAUCGCCAAGAAUGUUGAUUAUCUUUUCUCAUAUCCUCAACUUUCUGCUGCUGGCAACGACGAAGUCUUGUUCAACUCCGGAGUCAUGGUUCUGGAGCCAUCAGCUUGUUUGUUCGAGGAACUGAUGGCGAAGUCGUUCAAGAUUAAGUCUUAUAACGGAGGAGACCAAGGUUUUCUGAACGAAUACUUUGUGUGGUGGCAUAGGUUACCUAAACGUGUGAACACGAUGAAGUUCUUCGGUGCUGAAAGCAAGAACGACCAAAGACGUCAUCUCCCGGACAAUUUAGAGGGGAUACACUACUUGGGACUAAAACCAUGGCUAUGUUACAGAGACUAUGAUUGUAACUGGGACUUGAAAUCGCGGCGUGUGUACGCAAGUGAGUCGGUGCAUGAGAAAUGGUGGAAAGUGUAUGACAAGAUGCCGAAGAAGUUGAGAGGCUAUUGUGGUUUGACUCGUAAGAUGGUGAAGAACAUUGAGAAGUGGAGGAAAACCGCAAAGGUUAAUGGUUUACCUGAAAGGCAUUGGAGAAUUCAAGUGAGAGAUCCAAGGAAGAAGAACCUUCUUGAUUAAGUCAGAGAUAGCGUUUUGGAAUUGAUUUUGGUUGAGAGCUAUGAGGGAAGUGAGAGUGAUACUCCCUUCCUAUCGACCGCUAAUGUGGUUCAUAAUUGAUAAACCAUUAAUUAAAACGAUGUAUACACAUAAUUGUUAUUUUUAGAUGUACAUGUAUUAUUUAUUGAGUUAUUCUUGGGUUUA